AUGGAUGAAACCACUUUAAAACGUAAACGCGGGGGUUUAAAGGCUUCACUUACGAAUUUCAUAAAACACGUACAAUUGCUUCCACAAAAAAGAGAAGGUCUAGAUGAAAGUGAAAUCGUUAAUUUACAACAACGAUUAGUGCGUUUAGAAAGUGUUUUUAUCCAAUUCAUAGAAGUACAAAACGAAAUUGAGUUAAUCACUGAUGAGACAAAUUUGGACGAGCAAUAUACAGAGCGAGCAAAGUUUGAUGAUCUUUUUUAUGAGUAUCUUGCAAUUAGCAAAACUUUAUUACCAGAUGACGAGCACCUUGACCAUUCGUCAAAUGGAACUAGAUAUAUGGUUCCAGUAUCUGCUUAUACUUUGGAGGAUGGCUUAAUUAUAGCCGUAGAUACAUCCAAUUACAUAAGUAACAGGAUACAGCAUGUUCACAAAAAUCGUAUUGUAGAUUUGAAAAAAAAAUGGUUGACUAGCUCAAUAAAAAAUCUAAUCCAUCAUUACAAAAUGCACAAACACUUAUUCGGGAACACUUCACUCAAGGCGUGGAGGAAAAUAACCAAUUCUAUGAGUGAAGAUGGAAUCAAUUUUUCAGUGGAACAAGUGAAAACCAAAUUUAGUAAACUGAAGCAGAACUACACUAAGGCCAGGAACAAUAAUUCCCAAACUGGAGCUUCUCCUAUUGACUUUCUCUGGAUGGAGGAAUUUGAUAUGAUUUUUAAAAAGAAUCAUGAUGUGUCUCCAGUAGCAACAGCUAGUUCUUCAAAAUUCACUCCAUUGCAAGAACAAAACGGUAACUCUAACUCCCAACCCAAUAUAAUUCCGAAGAAGGGUUGCAAAAACUCCACUGAAAAAAUAUUGAGCAGCUUAGAGAAAAUGCAGCAAGAAAGGGCUCUACGUCAAAGACAGAGAGAAGCAGAAAGAAGCGACAUUUUAAAUGCUUAUGAGAAGCAGCAAUGA
Molecule: messenger RNA, 954 nt
Organism: Ceutorhynchus assimilis (cabbage seed weevil)
Lineage: Eukaryota; Metazoa; Arthropoda; Insecta; Coleoptera; Curculionidae
Source: the annotation of a GenBank genome assembly